AUGAAUAAUACUGGUUGAGAUAAACAAUGAAUAUUGGACAAUGCCAAGAAAUACAAAACAACCUCAUUUCGCCAAACUGUUGAAUAUCAGACAAGGUCUUCAAAAAAAGUUCAUGACCAAUUCAACUAAAGCUUAGUCACAGCUUAUAUAUAUAUAUCGAUUAAUUUAAUUUAACUACAAGAUGUCACACGUACGCACAAACAAAUGUAUUAAGAACAAUAUUUGGAGCAAUAGUUAUUGAACAACAUCCACUGUACUCAUUUGACAAUGUCAUUACAAAUUGAAUAACUGGAAUAAUACAAUUGAGUAAUAUUAUUAUUCUCAUUAUUAUUACUGCUAUCAUUAUUACUCAAUAUUAAUUAUUUCAUCUCUCUUUAUAUCAUUGUCAUUAUCGACUAUUUAUUAAUUGUAUGGGGUCAAGAACAAUUGCAUUGAUUGUUUGUCUACCAUUACUAUUGAUAGUUGUAGCAUUGGCAAUUGUAAUCUUCUGUUGUCUUCGAUCAAAAAAACGUGCUAAACAACGCACUAUACCAAAUGCAACACCAAAUCGCUUAUCUAGAUCUCAGCCAACUCCAACUUCAAAUUUUACUAAUAUUCCUGCACAAGCCCCAUAUCCAAUGAAUUCAUCUCAGAUCCCAUAUCCAAUGAGUACAUCUCAAACUCCAUAUCCUUUAAGUUCAUCACAGGGUGGUAUGCCAACAGCAGCAGCAGCAGCAGUGGGAUCGUCAGCACCUAACUUCGAUCAACCGCCGCCCUAUCCUGAAGCAUCUGAAUUUCCACAACAGCAACCACCACCACCAUAUUAUUCUAAACUCAACAACUAAAUAGAAAGAGAAAAAAGGAUCAUUCAAAAAUUUAUUCCAGAUGAAAUGAAUAAUGAAUAGAAAUCCAAAUGUUGAAAUCAUUGUUUGAGGAUUAAUUAAUUGGUCUACAUAUUGUUAAUUAUAUAUAUAUAUAAAUUAACAAAAUGAAUUUUUAAAUUUUUUUAUUUUUAAAAAUUAUUAUCAAACAUUACAAUUUCAUAAAUGUAAAAUUACAGUGAUGCAUCACUUUAUGUACAAAUGUCAAUGUUAUAUGGUGAAUAUUUUUGUUUUGUUUUUCAAAAAAAAUUCAUGAACGUUGUUAUGAUUAUUGAUAGGCAAAAUGGAAAGGAUCAAACUC
Molecule: messenger RNA, 1161 nt
Organism: Schistosoma turkestanicum
Lineage: Eukaryota; Metazoa; Platyhelminthes; Trematoda; Strigeidida; Schistosomatidae
Source: the annotation of a GenBank genome assembly